CUUCCACUGAUGAUCAGGUUCGAGCGCCAAGUAGGCUAGGACGCACAGUGUGAUGAUGAAGGGCUGUUAAUCUCCCACAGAACCUUACGAUGCCCAGGCAGGCAACAGUGCAAGCAGAAUGUCACAGGAGGCAAAGUUAAAACCCUACCACAAUACCAGCAGGCCUGAUGUCUUUGAGGGUCAUCUCAGAAGUCAGGACAGGACGCUGGCUGUGCUGUUGGAGCAGGCUUUUAGGAUUAAAGAGGAGGUGGCAGCCAGUAUUCUGUCCGCUCAAGGAUCUGUCCAGACUGAGGCUCUUUCUCGUAGAUUACUGGAGAGUCACAUACUCACCAUUACACGCAUUGUAAAGCAACUGAGUGCAAAUAUGCAGGUAUUGGAGGGUCACAUCGCCCAGCGAGACUCUGUCACAACUGGAACCACACUGGCUGUUCAGUGCAUGGACCAGAAGAACAUGGUCGGCAUUGGAGACCUAAGAGGAAGAGUAGCCAGAUGUGAUGCCAGUAUUUCCAAGCUAAGUGCUGAUGUGAGCUCUGGGGAGAGGCGGGUGAUUCAGCUGCAGCAGGAGGUGAUACAAUUGAGGUCUGUCGUAGAUGUUCUGCUCAAAGAGACAGAAGUCAAGCUUCUUCGUGACCUGAGCAGAGUGGAAGCAUCUUUUGCAGAACAUUCCCAGGGACAAAGGAGCUCCGUGUCUGAUCUGCACAGUCAUGUUAAAGUACUAGAAACUCAGAUAUCAGGAGAACUGAAGGAGCUGAAGAAGGAAACAGAAAUGCUGAAGAAGUGGACAGAAGAACAGCUGCACAGCUCUGUCCAGAUUCAUGAACAGAGUAACCAGAGGAUCAGCACACAACUGCAGGACAAACUGUUGGAGGCAGAGUCUAGAUUAGCUGACCGACUGCACGCCCUGGAGGCCCGUGUGGAGCAGUUUGAAACCCAGUGGGACAAAUCCACCAUUAGGCAUGCAGAUCAUCUGAAACGCAGUGAAAGUAUACUCAAUAAAAGAGUGGCCUCGGUGGAGAACAGCCUCCACCAGGAGCUGCAGCUGCUCAAACAGAACUACGACAAAGGGUUUGCGUCUGUGCGUGAUGCCAUCGAGUCCCUAAAGCAAAUAGGUGACAUUAAAUCUCGUCUAGAAGAAGAAAAGAUUCAAAAGGAUAUCAGGGACAUCUGCAGCAAAGUAGCGGAGCUCAGUGAGUUGUGACACUAACAAAUUCAGAGGAGAUUCUUUUUACCGUUAUACCUAUCCUGAUGCAAUAGUUGUUCUGACUCAAAAAAAAAAAAAAAAAAA
Molecule: messenger RNA, 1285 nt
Organism: Sphaeramia orbicularis (orbiculate cardinalfish)
Lineage: Eukaryota; Metazoa; Chordata; Actinopteri; Kurtiformes; Apogonidae
Gene: fam81b
Product: family with sequence similarity 81 member B
Exons: 9
Coding region: 119-1198 (359 amino acids)
Source: RefSeq, a predicted model, not a curated record